This is a messenger RNA of Fundulus heteroclitus (mummichog), 2084 nucleotides long. RefSeq names its product myb-related transcription factor, partner of profilin. Gene Ontology annotation, cellular component: nucleus. Lineage: Eukaryota; Metazoa; Chordata; Actinopteri; Cyprinodontiformes; Fundulidae. The transcript has 4 exons. The coding region runs from base 561 to 2063 and encodes 500 amino acids. The record is from RefSeq and is a predicted model, not a curated record.
CGAACGCCGUCCGCCGACCGAUGACGCGCUAAUUAGGCGACGCUCUCCGGGUUUGUGUAUCGGCUGCUAACGCCAGCUUCUUCUUUGUUGUUGUUGGGGUUUCGCCUCCCAUGGGGACUCGUCUCCAGAUCCUGGAGGAGAGUCUCCACCUGGAGGGUGCUGCUGUGUGUCAGAUGGAUGGAGAGGGUCCACGUAGCCCCCGCCCUGCCUCCUCCUGCGCCCCGCAGGUGGUUCUAGUGACACAUCAGCGCACCUGAGGAGGGCUGAGAUGCCGGAGGUGGACGUCAAAAGCGUCUACGGAUGUACAACCAGAGAGAACAUGAUCGUUUUAACCAUCUUUCAUCAACCAUGACUUAGACUUUUCUAAAGAGAUACUGUAUAAAACAGUAUUUAAAGAUCGGUUUUAUAUUUCCUCAGAAGCCUGCUUUAGAGUCUGUUAAACCCGAGCCAUGUUGGAACACCGGCUUCACAUGAAACCUUGAGCUGUAGUUGAUGGGGAGGGGGCUGCCAGUACCAGAAUUGGCCCGCCAGUCAGUUCUGCUCUAAACCAGGUCUGAUCCAUGACUGAGUACUACGAGGAGGGGGGGCUGCUGUACGAGCAAUCACCUCCCAUGCACAUCAAAGUGGAGUCCCCGGAGGGAGCCUUUGGAGGGCCGGCCUCAGAGAACGGCUUCCCCAGGGAGGAUGAAGACUCGGAGAACAGCUGUGACCAGACCGGCGCUUUAGCUGGAGGACUUCCCUUCAACGUGGUAGUGGUGCAUCCCAACAUCAUGGCGCCCGGCAUGUCCUCGGACGACCUCCUGUCCAUUGAGCAGAACAGAGCCAUGUCGGCCGCGCUGGCCGCUGGAGGGGCGGGUAAAAGGAAGAGUCGCUUCAGCGGGGCGGAGCUGGAGGUGCUGGUGUCAGAAGUCACCCGGUGUGAGGGAGAACUCUUCGGCCCCGCCGGGAGGCUCCGGCGGCGGGAGAGAGAGCGCAUCUGGGCUGGGAUCCUGGAGAGAGUCAACGCCGUGUCCAGAGUGCCGCGCACGCUCCGAGAGGUGAAGAAGCGCUGGGACGACCUGAAGAGGCGCAACGGCGGCAGGCUGGCGGACGCCCGCCAUCGCAGCUGCUACCUGCCGUCCAGCAGGGGGUCUUCCAUGCUCGGGCGCUCCUCUCAGCCGAGUCCGAGGCUCCAGCAGCAGAGGCAGAAGCAGAGCAGCAGGCUAAGGCCCCUUUUGCCCUGCUUGCCUGACUCUGAUGGAGGUGUGGGAAUGGACGGAUCAGAGAGGGAUGGCUUGGAGAAAGAGGAGGACAUUUCUGAGCGGGAGAGGGACAUGGGAGAGCCCGACUGCGAGCCGGUGGAAAACAGCAUAGAUGACAAACUGGGACUGGGACUGGGUCUGGGGAUAGGACCUCCGCCUACGUCGGAGCGGUGGCUGCCUCCUUCUCCUCUCUACAGCGCUCCGUUCCUGAAUGGCAGCCCCCAGCCCGGCAGCCCCCAGCCCAGCAGCCCGCAGCCGUCGUUUGGAACGCAGCAGGGUCCUCUUGAAGCCGCCCCUCGCGGCUCCUGGCUCGAGGAUGAGCUCCGGGGGUUGGGGGAGGCCGCCAUUCAGCUGGGGAAUCGGGUCGAGAAGAGCCUGCGGGAGUUCGGCGAAAGCUUCCGACAGGAUAUGAGAACCCUUGUUGCUUCUCAAGAGGCACUGGUAGUCAGCCUGCAGCAAAACAAUGUGCUCCUGCAAAGGCUUCUGGGAGUGCUGGAGGCCCAGCACCAGCCGCAGCCGCAGCCUCAGCAGCAUCGGGGACAGCAAGCGCACCCCUCGCAGACGCCUCAGCAGCUGCAGCACAUAGAACCACAGCACCUGCAGCAGCAGACACAGCAGCAUCAGACACACCUACAGCAGCAGCCGCUGGUCGCCCAGCACUCCAGCAAUCAGCCAGCCGUAGCGGCGGCGGCGGCGUCCGCACCAUCAUCCCCGGAAAUCCACGGCACUUUUUCUCCCGGUCCAGCCGCAGACACGAGCGGAAACCUGCACCGGCCACGGCGGGGGAGAGCUCUGGACCACAGGCGCAAAAGACGCCGCUGAGAAUGUAUUUAAAAAAAAAAA